Messenger RNA from Alternaria ethzedia, 684 nucleotides. RefSeq lists its product as uncharacterized. The transcript has a single exon. Gene Ontology annotation, molecular function: oxidoreductase activity, acting on the CH-OH group of donors, NAD or NADP as acceptor. NCBI's taxonomy places the organism in Eukaryota, Fungi, Ascomycota, Dothideomycetes, Pleosporales, Pleosporaceae. The coding region runs from base 1 to 684 and encodes 227 amino acids. The record is from RefSeq and is a predicted model, not a curated record.
AUGACAUCUUUAGACAACAAAACUGUCAUCAUCACGGGAUGCAGCAGCGGCAUUGGCCUCGCGACGACCCUCCUCUUCCUAUCACAGAAAGCCCAAGUCUUCGGCGUCGAUAUGUCGCCGUUCGACCAAGACCUUGAUGUCACCCAGAAAGCGUUAUUCACCUUCCACAAAACCGACCUUUGCAAACCCGGCUCAGCAGAAGAUGCCAUAGCUGCUUGCAUCGCAAAGUACGGACCGAAGAUCGACGUGCUGGCUAAUGUUGCAGGCAUCAUGGACGGUUUUGGCAGCGCGGAUACAGUUAAGGACUCUGAGUGGGAGCGCGUCUUGACCAUCAACCUCACAGUACCGGUCAGAAUGAUGGCGGCUGUGUUGCCCAGUAUGAAAAACCAGAAAAGCGGUGCCAUCAUCAAUGUUGGUAGUUAUGCAAGUCUUUCCGGUGCAGUGGCAGGCAUCGCAUACACAGCCAGUAAGCAUGGGCUUGUCGGUGCGACCAAGAACGUCGCGUGGCGCUUUCGCAAAGACAGUAUCAGGUGUAAUGCCGUGCUCCCAGGCGGUGAGUACCGCGUCGAGUCCUUGAAUUCAGAGGAUGUUGUUCUAACAAGAGUUUCAGCCGUGCCGACCAACAUCCGCUCGUCGGUGGUGAAAGAGGACGUCGAUCAGGCUGCAAUGGAAACGUACAAGUAA